Molecule: messenger RNA, 1230 nt
Organism: Macaca mulatta (Rhesus monkey)
Lineage: Eukaryota; Metazoa; Chordata; Mammalia; Primates; Cercopithecidae
Source: RefSeq, a predicted model, not a curated record
AUGAAGAUGCAGAAAGGAAAUGUUCUCCUUACAUUUUGUCUACUAUUGCAUUUAGAAGCCGCAAUAAAUCCCAGUGGGACUAGCACCUCUGCCAACACUGGACCCACUGUGACCUCCAGUGGGAUCAGCACAGUCAUGAACUCUGGGCCCAGUGUGACCUCCAGUGGGGCCAGCACAGCCACCAACUCUGCGUCCAGCACAACCUCCGGCGGGGCCAGCACAGCCACCAACUCUGAGUCCAGCACAGCCACCAGCUCUGAGUUCAGCACAACCUCCAGUGGGGCCAGCACAGCCACCAGCUCUGAGUUCAGCACAACCUCCAGUGGAGCCAGCACAGCCACCAGCUCUGACUCCAGCACACCCUCCAGUGGGGCCAGCACAGCCACCAGCUCUGACUCCAGCACACCCUCCACUGGGGCCAGCACAGCCACCAGCUCUGACUCCAGCACACCCUCCAGUGGGGCCAGCACAGCCACCAGCUCUGACUCCAGCACAACCUCCAGUGGGGCCAGCACAGUCACCAGCUCUGACUCCAGCACAACCUCCGGUGGGACCAGCACAGCCACCAGCUCUGAGUCCAGCAACCUCCGUGGGCCAGCACACACAGCCACCAGCUCUGAGUCCAGUACAAACUCCGGUGGGACCAGCACAGCCACCAGCUCUGAGUCCAGCACACCCUCCGGUGGGGCCAGCACAGCCACCAGCUCUGAGUCCAGCACACCCUCCAGUGGGGCCGGCACAGCCACCAGCUCUGAGUCCAGCACAACCUCCACUGGGGCCAGCACAGCCACCAGCUCUGACUCCAGCACACCCUCCAGUGGGGCCAGCACAGCCACCAGCUCUGGGUCCAGUGUGACCUCCGCAGGCUCUGGAACACCCACUCUGACUGGGACGCACACAACUUCCCACAGAGUUAUCACAAGUGCCUCUACUGCAGUGAGUGGGGCGAAGCCUGGGGGGUCCCUGCUGCCAUGGGAAAUCUUCCUCAUCACGCUGGUCUCGGUUGUGGCGGCCGUGGGGCUGUUUGCUGGGCUCUUCUUCUGUGUGAGAAACAGCCUGUCCCUGAGAAACAUCUUUAACACAGCUGUCUACCGCCCCCAUGGCCUUGGCCCAGGCCCUGGAGGGAAUCGUGGAGCCCCCCACAGGCCCAGGUGGAGCCCUAACUGGUUCUGGAGGAGACCAGUAUCCUCGAUAGCCAUGGAGAUGAGCGGGAGGAACAACGGACCCUGA